Molecule: messenger RNA, 3504 nt
Organism: Sordaria macrospora k-hell
Lineage: Eukaryota; Fungi; Ascomycota; Sordariomycetes; Sordariales; Sordariaceae
Molecular function (GO): ATP hydrolysis activity; ATP binding
Source: RefSeq, a predicted model, not a curated record
AUGCCGAAGCCGGAAGGGUCCCGGCAGUUGUGGAGAGAAGGCCGCUCUCCGGUCAGAUAUUUACGCGGAAGACAUCGCACCGGUCGGAGUAUCUCUCCGUCAGAUUCGUCGGAAGGAGGAUCACUGGCUCAUUAUGAAGAGUUUUGGACACGGGAGAAAACGCCAGUAGUUCCCGACUAUCGAAUGGUGAGCUUUGAACUAUUCAAGAAUUGGUAUGGCGAUGGGUAUAGAAGAUACGCCAUAGAGGCAUAUGUUGCCAAGACCUGCAACACCUCUGAGCUCCUGGACGACAUCCGCCAAGAGGAAGAGAGAAGAAGUCACCCGAAGGCUACGUCUUUCGACGACAAAUUUCGGGAACCAGGUUCUGUUUUUGAACAGAAGCACACCGUUGUUGAAGAUUCCAGCGCGGUACCAGUGGAGGGUUUUAUUCAACGGGUUCGCGUUCAGUCACGACCUGUCUUGCAGUACUUGCUCAAAUAUGCCGACGCUACAGCUGUUGAGCGAUUAAGCUAUGAGCGCGGACCAGGUGUCACGUUCAUACGACCUUUCCGGAUGCUCAUAUUCUUUCAGGGCAAGAUGAAAGAGGGAUUGAACGUUCUCGAGAACAAAUGGGCAGAUCUGGAGAAAGAGCAAUCCAAGAUAGAUCCUGUUAUAUCCCCCAUCAAUAUCUCGACGCAGCAGGGGGACAACAGGCCUGCGACUCCCCCAAUGACUCAAAAUGCAAAUCCUGAAGAUAUUAGUCGGGCACAGGGAGUCUCAGAAGAGGUGCAAGACGAUCGUGACCCAGCAGACAAUACCUAUGAACGGGAGGAUAUCAUGGACAGCAUCAACGCUCUUCGGGACAUGCGAUGUUAUGUCAGUUUUGUCGACAAGCAUAUCAUGCCCACCGCUCGAGUUCAGAAGAUGGUAAAAGGAUUACCAACCAAAAUCCGGUUUGAUGACCUUUGGCUGCUCUUCAAGCCAGGCCAGAAUAUCAUCAGCACAGUCAAGGAGAGAACCGUGGGAGUGGGUGAUCACAGCAGAUAUCGAGAUGCCGAUCGAGAUACGGAAAAGUGGGAGCCAUAUCAGCAUGUGUGGAGGAUUUCUUCAGUUACCACACCGCGUGACCGCUUGAAUAACCUCCUUGUCAAGAAAGCCAAGCUACCAACUCCACCAACUUCUGUCAACAUUCAAGACGACCCUGAUGAUGAUGCUGAACGGAGGAUGUCCUUCCAAAUCCUCUGUUUCUACCUCGACUACGAUGGAUCAUCCUGGCAACCUGUUCAUACUAGGUUCUCUAUUCCGCCAUAUGACGAUGAAAUUAACAUAACCUCACUGCCAUUUCAUCCUCUGCAGUAUUGUGACAACUCCGAACAGAUUCUGAACGACUUGGCCGCCAUGGGUACAAGAUUUCAGAAUGCUGUGACAGACAAGCGCUUCUAUUACUCCGGCCUAACACUUGAACGCACACCGCGUGGAUCCCUAUUCGGAGAUGGUACCUACGAUUACGAUCGCGAAAGCAUAAGAGUUCAUUACUCACCCGAAAAGUAUAUCCCGUUCAAGCGUUCAGCUAGCCUUUCAGGUAAGCUGAUCGAAAGCGAAGUGGUAGUCGACUUCGAGGAAACGUACAUGAACACUCCUCGGCUACGUCCCAGGUCUAUUGCACUCAGCAACCUUAACACCUACAGAUACUGGCAAAUAACGGAUGACUUCUUACCCAUCCGUGUGUGGGACAGUGUGGAGAGAAAAAGUAUUCUGCAUAUUGUCAGGGACCGUGUUCAAGUCGAUGAUCCAGUGGCCUUUCUUGAAGCGGACCAAUGGAUUGACAGCACCUCGGCCAAUAGGUGGCACGCGGAUGAAGACGUGAACGUACACGCUUACGAUCAUCGUUUUGAGAUGUUGGAGGAUUUGGGCAACAGAUUCGGGCCUCUGACCAAAAGAAGAGCAGUUUUGAAGGAGGCUGAUCUUGUGCUCACCCCCACACGAGUCUGCGGCUACGCUUUCAAGGAAAAGGGGUUUUUCAUGUUGGAUUUGCACAAGCUUCAACCGAUUAUACAUCAGAACGGUGUCUUCGAAUCUCUCAAAAUCCCCAAAGAGUACAAGGAAAUGGUACGCAGUCUUGUCAGUUCCCAUUUUGAGAAGAAAAAGAUCGAACGACUGCUCGGUGACAGAUCUGAAGGCUCCAUCGACCAAGACAUUAUACAGGGAAAAGGGAAGGGUCUUGUCAUCCUCUUACAUGGUGUCCCUGGAGUGGGCAAGACCGCAACAGCGGAAGCGGUUGCAAAAGAAAACCAGAAGCCCUUGUUUACCGUUACCUAUGGUGACCUUGGCACCAACCCAUCUGAGCUUGAAGAAACGCUGGAGAGCCUCUUUCACCUCGCUAAUCGGUGGGACUGUGUCCUGUUGUUUGAUGAGGCGGAUGUCUUUUUGGCCGAAAGGUCUAGGACCGAACUUAAAAGAAACGCUCUUGUCUCAGUCUUUCUGCGUGUUUUGGAGUACUACCAUGGCAUCUUGUUCUUGACGACCAACCGUGUCGGAAGCAUUGAUGAAGCGUUCAAAUCUCGAUUACACAUGAUGCUUUACUACCCUCCUCUUGGCCGCGCACAAACCAUCGCCAUCUUCAAGGCCAAUAUUGCCAAGCUCAAGGCGAUCGAAAGGCAAAGGCAACUAGUGGUUGAUACACCGCCCUUGACAAUUAUUGAGGAUAGCAUCUUGAGGUUUGCUGAGCGACAUUAUGAUCAUGGUCUUCCCGGCGGGGAAAGAUGGAACGGUAGGCAAAUCAAGAACGCGUUCCAGAUUGCAGCCUCGAUGGCUCAUUACACCGCACGAGCACAAGAUUCUGAGCUUCAAAGCAGAGGUGAUGGCUCGGAUGGGUCCAAGGGCAAUGCGACAGUACCCGUGCUUGACGAGACUCAAUUCAUGAAGGUUGAGAAAGCCACACAGGAUUUUGACCACUACAUCACGCAAGCAAGGGGCUUUACUGAUGCCAAAUGGGCCAAGAUGAGUUCACUCCGACACGAUGAGUUCCAACCCGGCGUUGCAUCUGGAAACUUUCCAGCCCGAAACAUUCCUGCACCUCAUCCAACUCACAUAUCAGGGGGCGCCGCUGGCGGUUAUGGAGGCUACGGCACCGGGCCUACGGUGGACUCCUACCAGCCCGGCGUUCCGGUUCAGGCAGAGGGUAACAACUACCACGCAUACCGGGGGAGGAGUAGCCAGCGAGGCCAAGGCAGUUACGAGGAGUAUGACUCGGGUGGCGCUCAUCACCCUGUUGGCCAUCAAAGCCAGCCCCGCUUCCAUGAUGCAUACCGGCAUCACAGCGCCGAGCACAUGGGCCAAGUCACAUUGCCCUCCCGUUCUCCGGGCCCGAGCACCGCUUCUGCUCAUGGUUCCGGCUUGAAACCAUCACCAAACCGCGAGGAAUAUGGAAUGCAGGCACAAACAGGAGGGAACUAUGAGCGGUACUCUGAGAUGCCGCGGCCUGCGGUUUAUCAUAAUGACGAUGGGGAGGAUGCGUACACCUAG